Messenger RNA from Cercospora beticola, 1449 nucleotides. RefSeq lists its product as uncharacterized. NCBI's taxonomy places the organism in Eukaryota, Fungi, Ascomycota, Dothideomycetes, Mycosphaerellales, Mycosphaerellaceae. The record is from RefSeq and is a predicted model, not a curated record.
AUGUUCUUCUCUGGUACGAAAGAGAAGAUUAAGAAGGCAACGGGAAACCUGAAUCCUCCACACGAUGAGCAAUAUGAUGGAAGACGGCAUCAGUCUAAAAGCCAUCACAAUAAGUAUUCAGCAUCCACCAAUUCGCAAGAUCUAUCUACGAGCCCGGGAGGGUACUCACAACCGGGCGCUGAUGCAGACUGUGCUCUUCCGACAUGGCCGCCAACUUCGAGAAAAGACGCCAGUGGACCAAACAAGCUCCAGCGACACCCUCAAUCCUAUCAACAACAUGGCAUGUCAUCUUCAGGCUACGGUCGCUCUAUCAAUAUGCAACACCAAUUGUCGUGCUACCAGGAUCACGAGUACCAUCAAGCCGACCCUCGCGAAGUGAUCGAAAACUUACAGGAGAUAUUGAGAGGUAGACACCAGGAGAUUGAUGCCCUCAACACCAAGACUGCCGCGCUUGUACGCGAGAAUGAGAAACUUGGAGAGGAGCUUCUGCUGCUGCAGGAGAAAUCUUUCAGCUCCAUGACUGAUGCAAGGUUGAUGCCACCUGAUAUCAAUUCUAUCAACGCCGAGAUCACGAAUGUUCGCGAGAUGAUAGGGAACUUCGCAAAAACAUAUGCUGCAGAAUCGCUUGCAAGCAUUGCGGGCGAAAGUGGAGAUGCUCAGCUGGCCUUCAGAUCCUCACUUCAGCAUGUGGUACGCUUCGGCGGAGAUGGACCCAAAGCUGUCAUCGAACUUUCGAAGAUCAAACACGCACCUCGACUGCUUCUGGCUGCCUUCAUCUCGCACCGCAUACACAAGGACAUCUUGACCAAGCCCUUCUUCUUCCUUGACGACGGGCUCGACCAAAGGUUUGAGGCGCUACGUCCGAAGCCGAAGUAUGAUAUUCUGAAGCAACGACCAAACUCUUCUGUGUCGCUGAACAAGAUCUUCGAAGAGAUCAUGACUUAUGACGUUCAGCAAGCGCACAAAUGGCGUUCUGACACUUUACGUCUCCUGCAUCCGAAACAUCUCGAUACUGAAAGCGCAAAGGCGCGCUUCCAAAGGUCCCAUGCUGCAAUAGACACAGUGGCCAAGCAUUACGCUCAAAUUCUUGAUGAAGAUAUGAUCAUCAAUCUUUUACGCCCUAUGGAAACCCCCGUUCACUCACAGUUCCUGCUCGAACUCACGCAAAUCUACAUUACCACUGGCCGGCUCUCCGUCCGACUCUGGUCACAACGCCCUGCAAUUGCAUGUCGUUUCCUACCACAACUCGCUCAUACACCAUUCGACAUUUCGUCUAGUAUCCUACAGGCUCACGCGUUGUACAAGCUCGACGAUCCUGAGGAUCACAGUUUGGAUGGAAAAUUGACAAAGAUCUUGGCAGCAGGUCUUGGCGAGGGCGGUGGUGUGAGCGUUGAUGGUGGUCAGAUCAUACAAGGCUACAAUGCGUUGUCUGCGGAAUCGCUUGCAUGA